UUCCCUCUCUUUCUCUCUAGCCGAAUGUGGCUCCUCCGUGACUGGCAUGCAAGGGGUGCUUCUCUCCCCCAAUUACCCCGGUUACUACGACAACAACCACGAGUGCAUCUACUCCAUCCAGACGCAGCCGGGCAAAGGCAUCCAACUGCGAGCGCGAGACUUCCGUCUGGAGGAAGACGACAAACUCAAAGUGUUUGAUGGCAGCAGUAAUUCGGCUCGUCUGCUCGGAGUGUUCACAGGCAACGAAAUGCUGGACACAACCCUGAACUCCACCUCGAGCUCCAUGUGGCUGGAGUUUAUCACCAACGCAGACAAUACCAGUAAAGGCUUUGAGCUCCACUUCAACAGUGAGUCACAAUUUCACCGGUAACGCAAAUGUAAUACAGUAAGUGAGGUUUUUCCUUCAAGUUUAACUCAUUCAA
Hippocampus comes (tiger tail seahorse) is the source of this 422-nucleotide messenger RNA. Its product is annotated as CUB and sushi domain-containing protein 2-like. Lineage: Eukaryota; Metazoa; Chordata; Actinopteri; Syngnathiformes; Syngnathidae. The coding region runs from base 47 to 370 and encodes 107 amino acids. The transcript is spliced from 2 exons. The record is from RefSeq and is a predicted model, not a curated record.